AUGGCUUCAACAAACGGCAGUACGGAGAUAUCUCAGGCUGAUAAGAAUGUAGAAAUGUGGCGGAUCAAAAAGCUGAUCAAAAGUUUGGAGUCUGCUAGAGGUAAUGGGACGAGUAUGAUUUCGCUCAUCAUUCCUCCAAAGGAUCAGAUUACUAGGAUAGCGAAAUUGUUAGCCGAGGAGUAUGGGACAGCAUCUAAUAUUAAAAGCCGUGUGAAUCGCUUAUCCGUCCUGAGUGCAAUAACCUCUGUACAACAACGUCUGAAGUUAUACACUAGAGUUCCUACCAAUGGCCUUGUUGUAUAUUGUGGGACAAUAGUCACUGAGGAUGGUAAAGAGAAAAAGGUCAACAUCGAUUUCGAACCAUUUAGACCAGUAAACACGUCUUUAUAUCUUUGCGACAACAAGUUCCAUACAGAGGCCUUAGUAGCGCUGCUAGCAGAUGACAGCAAGUUCGGAUUUAUUGUCGUUGAUGGUAAUGGGGCUUUAUUUGGGACAUUAUCGGGAAACACUCGCGAGGUUCUGCACAAAUUUACGGUCGAAUUGCCGAAAAAACAUGGUCGCGGAGGUCAAUCUGCACUUCGUUUCGCACGUUUGCGGAUGGAAAAGCGGCACAACUAUGUUCGUAAAGUAGCCGAGACAGCAACGCAACUUUUUAUAACAAACGAUCGACCGAAUAUCGAAGGUCUUAUCCUUGCAGGGAUUGCUGACUUCAAGAGUGACUUGGGACAAUCUGAUAUGUUUGAUCAAAGGCUUCAAGCAAAGUUGAUUAAAAUAGUAGAUAUAUCAUAUGGUGGUGAAACAGGAUUUAACCAAGCUAUCGAACUGGCCACAGAUACACUUUCUGGCGUAAAGUUCAUUCAGGAAAAAAAACUGAUUCAAAGAUACUUUGACGAGAUAUCUCAAGAUAGUGGAAAGUACUGUUUUGGUGUUGAGGACACCUUGAAGUCCCUAGAGAUGGGUGCUGUGGAGACCCUCGUGGUGUGGGAGAACCUUAGUGUAAACCGCUAUGUCCUCAAAGUCCCGAAUUCUGAAGGAAAUAGAGUUAUACACUUGCGUCCUGACCAGGAAACGGACCGACGACAUUUCAUUGACCCGGCGACAGGAUCUGAUUUGGAAAUUCUAGAUACUCAGCUUCUUUUAGACUGGCUCGCCCUGAACUACAGAUCUUUUGGGACGACUUUAGAAAUUGUCACUGACAAGUCUCAGGAAGGUGCUCAGUUUGUUCGCGGCUUUGGUGGGAUAGGUGGUAUUCUACGCUACCAACUCGAUUUUAAUCACUUGGCGGGUGGAGAUGUUGAUUUUGAGGAUGACUUCAAUCUUGAUGAUUACUGA
Messenger RNA from Schistosoma mattheei, 1332 nucleotides. The record is from the annotation of a GenBank genome assembly. Lineage: Eukaryota; Metazoa; Platyhelminthes; Trematoda; Strigeidida; Schistosomatidae.